AUGGUUCAACCGAUAGUGCCCAGCGACCAGUUUGUGCUGUGUACGACAUUUGACGCUGCCGGUAACGUCACUGCUGUCUCGAAGAAGUACCCGAAGAUGUCGUUUUUGAAAGACAACAGCUUGUUUCCUCGAGACCUACGGAAAGUGGAUACAUCGCUGAUUGACGUGGUGCCUCUGAUCAUGGUUCGGCCGGGAAAGGCCAUCAUCAUCAACUUGCUCCAUAUCAAGGCAAUUAUCCAGCGGGACAACGUGAAGGUGUUUGAUACGGCAAACCCGAAAAUGGCCCUGAAGCUAGGAAUCUUCAUGUACGACUUGGAGAUGAAGCUCAAGGGGCCGGGCCUGGCGCCCUAUGAAUUCAAGGCUUUGGAGAGCAUUUUGAUUUCCGUCUUGAGCUACCUUGAAGCACAGCUACAUGCACAGAAAUCCAGUUGUGGCCUUAUAUUGCUGGAGCUCGAGGAUCAUAUUAGUAGGGAGAAUCUACAGCAGUUGCUUAUCAAGCUGAAAAACUUGACAAGUUUCUUCCAGAGAGCCACGUUAAUUAGGGACGUUCUCGAGGAGCUUCUAGAGAAUGACGAGGACAUGACAGGCAUGUAUCUCACGGCUAAACAGGAGUAUACCCUGGAGGUCUCGCCCAACGACUUCUCUGACGUUGAAAUGAUCCUUGAAACGUACUACACUCACUGUGACGAGGUGGUUCAGCAGGCAGGCUCCCUUAUAUCCGAUAUCAAGGCCACAGAGGAGAUCGCCAACAUCAUUUUGGACGCCAACAGAAACUCCUUGAUGUUGUUCGAACUCAAGGUUACGAUUUACACUCUAGGGUUCACUGUGGCCACCUUGGUGCCCGCUUUCUACGGUAUGAAUUUGAAGAACUACAUCGAAGAGUCCUACUACGGUUUUGGCGCUGUGGUGGUGCUUUCUAUCAUCCAAGGCCUACUCAUCACCGCAUGGAACUUUAAAAAAUUGCAUAGGGUACAAAAACUCACCAUGAUGGACCACACGCCAACUCCAAGUGUGAAACCCUCUUAUUACUACUCCUCCUCAUGGAAGCGCAAGAGAUGGUGGCAGCAGUUGCUUUUUGGUGGUAAAACAAAGUACCACAGACCUACCAACAAGGAACGAGACGUGAUAUGGCGCAUGUUGAGCGACGACAAACUCCCCAAAUGA
Messenger RNA from Candidozyma duobushaemuli, 1164 nucleotides. It is a transcript of the gene MRS2, whose product is annotated as Mrs2p. The transcript has a single exon. The coding region runs from base 1 to 1164 and encodes 387 amino acids. Gene Ontology annotation, biological process: mitochondrial magnesium ion transmembrane transport. NCBI's taxonomy places the organism in Eukaryota, Fungi, Ascomycota, Pichiomycetes, Serinales, Metschnikowiaceae. Gene Ontology annotation, molecular function: magnesium ion transmembrane transporter activity. Gene Ontology annotation, cellular component: mitochondrial inner membrane. The record is from RefSeq and is a predicted model, not a curated record.